Topomyia yanbarensis is the source of this 985-nucleotide messenger RNA. RefSeq names its product dolichol-phosphate mannosyltransferase subunit 1 (gene Dpm1). Gene Ontology annotation, molecular function: dolichyl-phosphate beta-D-mannosyltransferase activity. Gene Ontology annotation, cellular component: endoplasmic reticulum membrane. Bases 152 to 871 code for a protein of 239 amino acids. Gene Ontology annotation, biological process: GPI anchor biosynthetic process; protein O-linked glycosylation via mannose. The transcript is spliced from 3 exons. The record is from RefSeq and is a predicted model, not a curated record. Lineage: Eukaryota; Metazoa; Arthropoda; Insecta; Diptera; Culicidae.
ACUUAUUUAUUUUGACGUGGAACUUGCUUGGUCAGAAAACAAAACGUCCAUGGAGCCAGUGUUACUGUAAAUUCAUUCCUUCAGUUUUAAUUUAAUAAUAUAGUGAAAAUCACCUAAGCAUCACAUUAUUUGUAUCGACCUCGGAAGUAUUAUGUCUACUAAUAAAUACUCGAUACUUCUACCAACGUACAACGAGAAAGACAAUCUACCCAUCAUCAUAUGGUUGAUCGUGAAGUAUAUGAAGGAAGCAAACAUUGAUUAUGAGGUAAUUAUUAUUGACGAUGGAAGCCCUGAUGGCACUCUGGACGUCGCCAAGCAGUUGCAAAAGAUUUACGGUGAAGACCGAAUUCUUUUGAGACCACGGCCCUCCAAGCUGGGUCUUGGAACUGCCUACAUUCACGGUAUCGAGCAUGCCAAUGGAAACUUCAUCAUAAUUAUGGAUGCUGAUUUAAGUCAUCAUCCAAAAUUCAUUCCUCAGUUCAUCAUGCUCCAGCAGGUGACAAAUUUCGAUAUUGUUACCGGAACACGCUACAAAGGUACUGGCGGCGUUUACGGGUGGGACUUCAAGCGAAAGCUUAUUUCGCGGGGCGCAAAUUUUUUAUCUCAGGUACUACUGAGACCGAAUGUGUCCGAUCUAACCGGUUCUUUCAGGCUGUAUAAAAAAGAUGUGCUGAGUGAGCUCAUUUCGCGCUGCACCUCGAAGGGGUACGUCUUCCAGAUGGAAAUGAUCGUGAGAGCUCGGCAGCUAAACUACUCCGUAGGUGAAGUGCCGAUCUCGUUCGUGGAUCGUGUGUAUGGACAGUCCAAGCUAGGUGGGUCAGAAAUUGUUCAAUUUGCGAAAAAUUUGCUGUAUCUGUUUGCCACCACAUAGUUUUAAUAAACGGUUUUUUUUCUCGAUGUGACCUACUAAAAUAAAUUGUUAUUGGAGAGAGGCGUAUAGAGCGUUCUUGUGAUUUUGCUACGAAUAAACUUUUUUCAAUUUACC